Molecule: messenger RNA, 4755 nt
Organism: Stegastes partitus (bicolor damselfish)
Lineage: Eukaryota; Metazoa; Chordata; Actinopteri; Pomacentridae
Gene: lrrc7
Product: leucine rich repeat containing 7
Exons: 30
Coding region: 1-4755 (1584 amino acids)
Biological process (GO): cell-cell adhesion; establishment or maintenance of epithelial cell apical/basal polarity; neurotransmitter receptor transport, endosome to postsynaptic membrane
Cellular component (GO): postsynaptic membrane; adherens junction; basolateral plasma membrane
Molecular function (GO): protein kinase binding
Source: RefSeq, a predicted model, not a curated record
AUGACCACUAAGCGGAAGCUGAUUGGCCGGCUGGUGCCGUGCCGUUGUUUCCGUGGUGAAGAGGAAGUGAUCUCAGUGUUGGACUACUCCCACUGCAGCCUUCAGCAGGUCCCCAAGGAAAUCUUCAGCUUUGAGAGAACUCUGGAGGAGCUCUACUUGGAUGCCAACCAGAUUGAGGAACUACCCAAGCAACUCUUCAACUGCCAGGCCUUGAAGAAGCUGAGCAUGCCCGAUAACGACCUGUCCAACCUGCCCACCACCAUCGCCAGCCUGGUUAACCUCAAAGAGCUAGACAUCAGUAAAAACGGAAUCCAGGAGUUUCCAGACAAUAUAAAAUGCUGUAAAGGUCUGUCGGUGGUGGAAGCCAGCGUCAACCCCAUCACCAAACUCCCAGAUGGUUUUACGCAGCUCCUGAAUCUGACCCAGCUCUUUUUAAACGAUGCCUUCCUGGAGUAUCUGCCGGCUAACUUUGGCAGACUCUCCAAACUACGGAUCCUGGAGCUGAGAGAGAACCACCUGAAAACCAUGCCAAAGUCCAUCCACAGACUGACUCAGCUGGAGAGGCUGGAUCUGGGUAGCAAUGAAUUCUCUGAAAUGCCAGAGGUGUUGGAACAGAUCCACAACCUAAAGGAGCUGUGGCUGGAUAACAACUCUCUACAGUCUAUACCAGGGUCGAUAGGGAAGCUCCGUCAGUUACGGUACUUGGACCUAGCUAAGAAUCGUAUUGAGCAGUUGGACACGGACAUUUCCGGGUGUGAGGCCUUAGAAGACCUACUGCUAUCCUCCAACAUGCUGCAGCACCUCCCUGACACUAUAGGAAUGUUGAAGAAGCUGACAACACUGAAGGUAGAUGACAACCAGCUGACCUCACUGCCUAACACCAUUGGGAGUCUGUCUCUGUUGGAGGAGUUGGACUGUAGUUGUAAUGAGUUGGAGUCGUUGCCUCCCACCAUCGGCUACCUGCACAGCCUGCGGACCUUCGCUGCUGAUGAGAACUUCCUCACAGAGCUGCCCCGGGAGAUCGGUAACUGUAAGAACGUGACAGUGAUGUCACUGCGGUCCAACAAACUGGAGUUUCUUCCUGAUGAGAUCGGACAGAUGACCAAACUACGAGUCCUUAACCUCAGCGACAACAGGUUAAAGAAUCUACCGUUUACCUUCACUAAGCUGAAGGACCUGGCAGCUCUGUGGCUCUCUGACAAUCAGUCCAAGGCUCUGAUCCCUCUGCAGACAGAAGCCCACCCAGAAACCAAACAGAAGGUUUUGACCAACUACAUGUUUCCUCAGCAGCCGCGACACGAUGAGGAUUACCAGUCGGACAGCGACAGCUUUAAUCCUACUCUGUGGGAGGAGCAGAGACAGCAGAGGAUGACUGUGGCCUUUGACUUUGAGGACAAGAAGGAAGAAGAGGACAACUCUGGGAAGGUGGAGAUAAACCUAAAGCGCUACCCAACACCCUACCCCGAGGAUCUGAAGAACAUGGUCAAGUCAGUGCAAAGUCUUGUGGGUAAAAGCGUUCAUGGUGGACAUCCGCACCAGCAUCAGCUGAGCACAGGCACUGCCACCUCGGCAGGAACCAACAUGGAACAUACACAUCUCAGCAAAGAGCCGUAUGAACCGCCAUGGCCGCUGCCUCCCAAAGAGUGCAUGACUGAAAAAGAUGAAACUGUUUGUCAGGUGACAGACAGAGAGAUGCAGGACUUCUCUCAGUCUCAGCUAAUGGAUCAGGGAUCAAUGCAUAACUCUGGCAUCGACAUUCCCAAGAGGAAGGACAAAGAAGACUUGACAGAGAGCUCUGAGGACUCGAUGGGCGGCUCUCCCAACGACAUCCGUAUCUCUGACAUGAGGCCCACCCUGGUGGAGCCACCGAUGUACAAGCCAAAGGUGGUGCUGCUGGGAAAAGAUAAGAAAGAGUCUACAGAUGAAGAGGUGGAUAAACUCCACUGUCUGAACCACAGCGGGUCCUCAGCCACCUACUCCGACUACUCUCCCUCACAGGGCUCCUCGGGCUCCUCCAACCCGCCGGCCAACACCCACUCACACACACUCUCUCAUGCACACCCUCAUGCUCCGGCCCUACCGGCCCCCAGCAAGGACCAGGCCCCUCAGACACACUGGACCAACAGAAUUGCCCAGUCAUUCCCAAAGCCCAUCGACUCCAAGCCCCUGCUGUCUCAGAGAGAAACCCCUCCAUCAGGAACCCUGCAGCAGCGCGGGGACCGGCGUCCACUUAGCGAGCCUUUUGACUGGGCUGAGGCCCCUCAUUAUGACAACACAGGUUUUGAUGCAGAGGAGUCUCCUCUGGACCCUCCAUCAUCUAGUGCGAGUCAGGGAAACCCGCCGCUGGGCUCUAAACCCCGCAGCCAGUCAACACACGGCCGCCGCCCCCUCCUCAGGCAAGAGCGAAUUGUAGGAGUCCCUCUGGAGCUGGACACCCAGACGCUCCCUUUCCAUGGCAACCAACGAUCCACCCCGGACAAUGAUCCACAAUCCUCCGGAGCUUCCCAGAACCCCUGGCAGAAUUGGACCAGGACCCCCAGCCCACUGGAAGACAGAACUGCUUUUCCUUCCAAGCUGGACCUGACACCCAGCUCCAGCCCCAACCCCGACCGCAAGGACAUAGACUCAAGGCUUGAACAAGGUACAGGGCCUUUGCCUGGCAGCUGGACAUAUCAUGACAAUCAGGGGGAACCGAACAGGAAGGAUCAGCUCACUGUCACCGGGGGCAACAAGGUGACCGUGGUGAUGAGUAAAAGCUCAGACCGCCUGUCUCCCAUGAUGAGGGAGACGAGAUCCAAGUUUAAAAAGUCACAGAGCAUAGAUGAGAUUGACAUCGGCUCCUACAAAGUCUACAGUAUCCCCAUGGACAGCUAUAGUUCAUCCAUCGAGCAGCAGACUAGUUUGGAUCGCCCAGAGCUGCCCGGUUCCAUGGAGCAGACCAACAUGUCACGGUCACAGUCUGCACCCAUGUUAGAUGACGAGCUGGGCUUCCCAGGGCACCAGAACCAGCCAGGACAGAACCAAAAACCUGCCAUCCCACAGAAGGCCUAUCACUUUGACCAGAACUACAACCCCCAGGUGACCAUUGAUCGACGGGUCCCUCCCCCCUUCCCAAACACACCAGAUUACGUCAACCACUCAUCGAAGGCUUUGGAGUACAUAAACCAACCAGGGAAGACAUUACCCAAGGAGCUCGUGAGCCCUCGGUAUCGGGCAUAUCCACCGCUGGAGAUGUUCUCUUUCCCCCAAUCACCAAUCAACCAGGAUGGUCCGCCUACCCAGCAGCAGCCAAUCCCAACACAACGUUCCAGGCCAGGGUUUCUGCGGAGAGCAGAUUCAUUGGUGAGCUCUACAGAGCUCGCUUUGUUCCGUCGAGUUCAUGAAGCCCAGCAGGAGGCGCUGCAGGAAGCUCAGUACAGACAGCAGGCGGACCCCCCUCUUUAUGGCCGGGCUCUUGCCUACUCCACCCCCAUGGAGCACUCUGCUCUUACUAACAUGGCCGACAGCCAGAGUCAGAUGCUGCACAACAAGAGAAACGGUCGCUAUGAUGAUGACUACCCUACUUACCAGGAGCAGAAGAAGCCCAUGAUUGGUUAUCCCACCAAGAGCCUGACUCAGCGCCGUCCCUUGUCUGCCAGGAGCUACAGCACUGAGACCUACGGAGCAUCACAGGCCCGUCCGGUGUCAGCCCGUCCCACCAUGGCCGCCCUGCUGGAGAAGAUGCCACCUGACUACACCCUGGCAACCUGCCCCGAGAAACCACCUGAUGACACCAUCAAAGUAAGACCUGUCGUACCGCAGAAACCUGAAGACAUCACCUCCAAGAUGCCUGCCGACUGGAGGCAACAGCUACUCAGGCACAUAGAGGCCAAACGAUUAGACAGGACCCCCUCUCAGCAGGCUGCCAUGCUGGAUAAUGACCAGGAGGGGCUGUCAGGGAGCAACCAGUGGGCUCCCUACUCGCUUGGCAGGAGAGACGUCCCACCUGACAACCUCAUGAAAAAGGGCAUCCAUUCCCACAACCCCUCCCACCAGUCACACAACACCAUGAUCGUCACCUCCUCUUCCUCCUCCAUGGCCACCACUCCUCAUCGUGUGGUCGGGCAGCAGGGCUACGACGGGAUGAUGAAUAAGGGAGGCCAGUACCAGCCAGGGAUGCCCCUGUCAGUAGUUCCUGCUGGACAGUACCAAGGCAACAUGUCUCAAGCCCAUCCUGCUCCUGGCCAGGCUUACCCCAGCGCCGGUCUGCCCAUGGCCUUGUCCCAGUCCGGGAACCAGGCCCAAUACAACCCCCAUGGCUCCCACUCCUCCCAUCAGCCUUCCCUUCCUGCUACCAACCCCCAGUACCAUGGCAACCAGGGCAUGGUUCAUAGCAACCAGGUUGUCAUGACCACCCACACCAACCCACGGCCUCAGAGCGCUCGCUGCCUGUUGCAGACUAAAGGCCAGAAGAGCACGGAUGGUUUCCAGGAGCAGUUGUGUGUGAGAAUAGAGAAGAACCCUGGUCUUGGUUUCAGUAUCUCUGGUGGCAUCAGCGGCCAGGGGAACCCCUUCAAACCCUCCGACAUGGGUAUCUUUGUUACUAGGGUACAGCAUGACGGGCCCGCCGCCUCUGCCCUGCAGCCCGGAGACAAGAUACUGCAGGCUAACGGACAUAGUUUUUUACACAUGGAGCACGAGACCGCCGUCUCUCUGCUGAAGAGUUUCCAGCGGACGGUGGACUUGGUGGUUCUGAGAGACAGCAGCACGCGCUAG